Messenger RNA from Trypanosoma grayi, 1620 nucleotides. RefSeq names its product putative tubulin binding cofactor c. The transcript has a single exon. The coding region runs from base 1 to 1620 and encodes 539 amino acids. The record is from RefSeq and is a predicted model, not a curated record. Lineage: Eukaryota; Euglenozoa; Kinetoplastea; Trypanosomatida; Trypanosomatidae.
AUGUCGACUAGGUACUCCGCCAGCCCGUACUACAACAACGGCGACGCUGCAUCCGCCUCGUCGCUUCUUAGCACCAAUCAGGUGGUGUUCUGCGUGAACCCCGUCCUCUUCCAAAACUGCGGACUCCUGCUGGAGACGCCCAGCGGACUUACCACGUCAGCCAUCAUGAAACUGCGGCAGGAGUCGCCGAACAGAACCGCAAUCUCGCUUUCCAUGUGGAUAGACAUCGCCGUCAGUGUGAUUGGAAUGCGGGAGUCCGUCGCCUACUCCAUCUUUGACGUGGUCUACGCACUCACAGGGAGCUGUAUACAGGCUUCACUGUCAUCGCAGACGAACGGCAACUCCACGAGCCUUAAAUCCACCGCGGAGUAUCGUCAGGAGGGCAAUCGGGCGCUUCUUAAGAAGAUGGGGGGAACUAUAGAUGAGGCGCGCUGGCCUGCAGCCUCCGCCUCGCGGCAGCUAAGUCUACCGGCGCUUACCAUUUUUCUUCUUGCGCAGCUCAUCCUCGAGCACCCGCCAAGGCCGAUGCUGGGGGAAAUUAGUCAGGAGCUCGUCAUGAGCAGCGUGCGGCAGCACCUGCAUGACUAUAUUACAGCUGUGGCGAUCACCCGACCGGGGCGUCUUACGAUGGCAGACGCGCAGGAGCUGCGUAUUCUUCUGCGUGAAUUUGUCAAUGGGGUCGAGCAGCCGUUCGGCACAAGCAUCGGCUUCCUGUGGCCACGGUCAGAGAAGACCAUCGAUAUUACAAUUUUGUCGCAGUUCAUACGUCCUAGAAUCAUGCUUCCAAGUGAACUGGCCGCCAGCACGACAUCAUCGCCAUUUAGCAACAAUGUUAUUGUGAAGGGUUUGCGUGGUACUAUAUACAUCCCGCCGUACCCUGUGAUGCCGAGCAGCAGCGCGAGACUGGUGGCCUCUUCAAACUACGCUAUUGAAAGAAGUUCCCAAUCGAGUUUUUACAUCACAUCAGACCUACCGAACACGCGCCUCUCCCAGCUUGCCAACUGCACUGUAGCGCUGGGGCCUGUUGGUGGCGUCUUGUGCGUCGACCGUUGCGAGAACACCAGUAUCUCAGCUCUGUGUGGUGCCAUUGUUGUGAGUCGGUGUCGGAAUGUGACCAUUUUUGUUUGCACCAACACGCCACCAGUGCUUUGCUUACAUGAGGGUGCCGACACGCUAGAGAACGUCCGUUUCGCCCCGUACAACUCGCAUUACUCCACAUUGGAGGAGCACCUUGCGAGCUCCGGCGUGAAUCCUAAGCUGAAUCUGUGGAACGUGGGACUUCCCUCACCGCAGUACAUUCUUCCCCCGGAUGAAUUUACGCCGCUCUGCUUCCCUGUCGCGCCACACACAAACGCUGUUGUCACGACACGCACAAAUCCAUGUCCCCUGGCCCGCCCCUAUGCGGAUGCGUUGGAGCGGCGCGUUCAGCGGUUUCAGGAAACAUCGAAGCAGCUAGAGGCGGCUUACCAGCGGCUCACGGAUGAGGGCAAAAAGGAUUUGGCGAACGAGCUGCGCGGAAAGGUGCACACAAUGUUCAUUGAGUGGCUCCGCCGCGCCGGACAGGAGAAGGGGCUUGUCAGUCUGCUGCACCAAAGCACCGACAGCCACUUGCAGACUUAG